This is a messenger RNA of Gambusia affinis (western mosquitofish), 3140 nucleotides long. RefSeq names its product VPS50 EARP/GARPII complex subunit (gene vps50). Lineage: Eukaryota; Metazoa; Chordata; Actinopteri; Cyprinodontiformes; Poeciliidae. Gene Ontology annotation, cellular component: EARP complex. Bases 141 to 3119 code for a protein of 992 amino acids. Gene Ontology annotation, biological process: endocytic recycling; retrograde transport, endosome to Golgi. The record is from RefSeq and is a predicted model, not a curated record. Gene Ontology annotation, molecular function: SNARE binding. The transcript has 29 exons.
UUCCAGUACUUGGCUUUCCAAUCACGUGACAGUUAACUAUGGCUUCCUUCUCGUAGUGACAGAGGCUUACUGUUGACAACAAGCCAAUAUUAAAGAUUUAUUCAUUUACUUGCCUUUUUUCCACACAAUUUGGAUUCACAAUGCAGAAGAUAAAGUCCCUUAUGGCCCGCCAGGGCCUCAAAAGCCCCCAGGAGAGCAUGGCUGAUCUGAGUCCAGUGGAGAACCUGAGGAUCCCGAGCACGGAGGAGUUGCGGGAGCUGAGGCAGCAGCCCAUCGACCCCCAAGCGGAGCAGGAAAUCAUCGACAGCAUCGAAGAGAUCUACUUCUCCAACGACUCCUUCGACAUGGUGCGGCACGAACUGGAGAAGCUCCCACCUGAGCUGAACCUUCAGGGAUUGGAAGAGUACAGAGACAAACUCAAGAGACAGCAGGCUGCAGUUUCUAAAAGGGUCGCUGAUCUCAUUCUGGAGAAGCAGCCUUCUUAUGUCAAGGAACUGGAGAGAGUGACAGCAUUACAGACCAAUCUGCAGCUGGCAGCAGUUAUUUGCACUAAUGCAAGAAGACAACUCAGGGUUUCCAAGGAGGAGUUCACGGAGGCAAGCCUGGGCCUGUUAGCCAAUCAGAGGAGGCGACAGCUGCUGACAGGGCUGCUCAAGUCACUGAGGACCAUCAAGACUCUGCAAAGGACAGAUGUAAGACUCAGCGAGAUGCUCGAGGAGGAAGACUAUCCAGGUGCAAUCCAGCUCUGUCUGGAAUGUCAAAAGGCGGCCAGCACCUUCAAACACUACAGCUGCAUCAGUGAGCUGAACUCUAAACUACAAGACACUCUUGAGCAAAUAGAGGAGCAGCUUGAUGUCGCCCUGUCAAGGACUUGUAAGCACUUUGAUGUGUUGCACUACACCAAGGUCCAGAAAGCAUACACGCUCCUUGGGAAAACCCAGACUGCUAUGGAUCAGCUGCACAUGCACUUCACCCAGGCUAUCCACAACACAGUGUUCCAGGUUGUCCUGGGGUAUGUUGAGCUGUGUGCCGGCAACGCGGACACCAAGUUCCAGAAGAUGCAAUAUAAGGACUUGUGCACGCACAUCACCCUCGACAGCUACAUUCCCUGCCUGACAGAUCUCUGCAAGGCUCUUUGGGAGGUGAUGCUGAGCUACCACCGCACCAUGCAGUGGCACGAAGAGCAUGACAAACAGAAGGCCGUACCAUCACAAGAUGAUGCAGCAGGAGAGCCUGAUGAGUUGACUGUGGACCGCAGCUAUGUGAAGAAAAAGCUGGAGCAUGGACUGACGCGGAUCUGGCAGGAUGUCCAGUUAAAGGUGAAGGUGUAUAUUCUGGGAACGGACAUGUCAAACUUCAAAUACGAUGAUUUCAUAGUGGUACUAGAUGUCAUCAGCAGGUUGAUGCAGGUUGGUGAGGAGUUCUGUGGCAGCAAGUCAGAGGUUCUGCAGGAGUCUAUCAAACGCCAGAGUGUGAACUACUUCAAAAACUAUCACAGAGCACGACUGGAAGAGCUUAGGAUGUUUCUGGAAAACGAGACAUGGGAACUAUGUCCAGUCAAGUCCAACUUUAACAUUGCCCAGCUCCAUGAGUUCAAGUUCAUGGGCCAGUGCCGCUCUCCCUCCGUUUCCCCAAGCAAACAGGCUGCCUCCUCAGCUGGCCCGGCUCUGGAGGAGCUGUCACUUUUCCAGCAGUAUCAUCAGGAUGGGAACCCUUUUGAGAUGCACAUGGAGCACAAGGAAGAGGAGACUGAGGAUGUUCUCGCAUCUAACGGGUAUGAAUCAGAUGAGCUGGAGAAGAGCGUCUAUCAGGACUACGACAGUGACAGCGACGUCCCAGAUGAGCUCAAGCAAGACUACGUUGAUGAGCAGACAGGCGACGUCCCUCUGAAGAGCGUGUCCCGAGAGACCAUAAGAAGCAAGAAAAAGUCAGAUUACAACCUGAGCAAGGCCAGCGCGCCGAUUCUCACCAACACCACCCUCAACGUCAUCCGGCUUGUUGGAAAGUACAUGCAGAUGAUGAACAUCCUGAAACCGAUUGCCUUUGAUGUCAUCCACUGUGUUUCGCAGCUCUUUGACUACUACCUUUAUGCUGUAUACACCUUCUUUGGACGCAAUGACAUGCCCGUCCCAAGCCCAUCUUUGCCCACCUAUAGUGGCAGAGAGGCAGUCCCAGCCAGGGUGGUGGGCCCUGCCUGCUUGUAUGAGUCAUCGGGUCUGGGCCUCAUCAGCAGCCGACUGAGAACCACACUGAACCGGAUCCAGGAGAGCCUCAUUGACGUGGAUCCUGUUGGGGAGAAUGCAGGAGUCCAUGGGCCCCCAGAGGACAGGAAGGAGAAGGUCCCCAGUCCGCACCUGAGCCAGAUGGUGAUCCUCACAGACAGUGGAACUCUCUAUGGGCUGGCACAGAGAGUGGUGGCCACCGAGUCUCUUGUGUUUUUGGCUGAGCAGUUUGAGUCCCUGCAGUCUCAUUUGGACACAACGAUGCCUGCUGCCAAGAAACCAUUCCUGCAACAGUUUUAUUCCCAGACGGUGUCCACAGCCAGCGAACUGCGUAAACCAAUAUACUGGAUAGUAGCAGCCAAGGCUAUAGACUACGAGCAAAUGCUGCUUAUGAUGGCCGGAGUUAAAUGGGAUAUCAAAGAGAUAAUGUCGCAGCACAACGUUUAUGUGGAUGUUCUGCUGAAGGAGUUUGAGCAAUUUAACAAGCGGCUCGGUGAUGUUUCCAGACAUGUGCGCAUUCCUCUGCCUGUGUCCAACGUCCUGUGGGAGCACUGCAUCCGCCUGGCUAACAGGACUCUGGUUGAAGGCUACGCUAACGUAAAGAAAUGUAGCAACGAGGGCCGAGCCCUGAUGCAGCUGGACUUUCAGCAGUUCCUAAUGAAGCUGGAGAAACUGACUGACCUGCGUCCCAUUCCCGACAAGGAGUUUGUGGAAACGUACAUCAAGGCGUAUUACCUUACUGAGAACGACAUGGAGCAGUUCAUCAAAAACCACAGGGAGUACUCCAUGAAGCAGCUGGCCAAUUUGGUUAACGUGUGUCUGGGCUCGCACAUCAACAAAAGGGCUCGUCAGAAACUUCUGGCUGCCAUCGAUGACAUCGACAGACCAAAGAGAUAGACUCGCGAACGUCUCGUUUAA